CCUGACUUCUGCACAAGGUGUGCCCAGGUGACUUGCCCAUCCUUGGGCGGCUGCCAUGACACAUUCCGCACGCUUGACGCUGCCCGGGGAGAACCAGGCAGCCCAGCGCGGCUUUCCUACUCAGAGCAUCUGGCUCAGCGGCCAGGGUAUCCUCUAUGCAGCCAGCACAGUCCGGGCUCAGCUCAUUGUGAUCCUCAGCCUGCCUGGGCAGUGACACUCCCCUCGGCCCCCGGGGAGCCGCAGAGCCAGGGACAGAAUAACAUGCUCAGGAGAAAUGUCCUCAGAGUCCUCAGCAUCGGGCUGCCGCUGGUCUUCGCUCUCAACCUCCUCCUGAUGUUUUACACCAAGAGGAUUGUACAGGAGUUGAUCCUGGGGGAUCAUCAGAAGAAGCUGCAUUUUGCUCCGUCUGAACAGAAUGGGACAGUGAUGGACAGACUCUCUCGACUGGAGGCGGAUUUGCUGCAUCUGAAACAAACUAUGAAGCUGGCUACGAAACACUCAGAAGAUGGGGUUGGCAGGCUGGCAAUGGUGAAAGAUGAAAAGCAUCCUUUUCCAGAUACAGCUCAUGCCAAGGAGGGUGGCUUCUUCAAGGAAAAUCCCCACAAGGUUCUCUUCCCAGACUCAGAACUUUUCAGGAAGUGGGGUAGGGACCUUUCUCAGGCUCAGCAGAAAGAGGCUGAGGACCUCUUCCAGAAGUUUGGCUAUAACGUGUACCUCAGUGACCAGUUGCCCCUGGAUCGUACCCUCCCAGACACUCGAGAUUCCAGGUGUCGUUGGAAGCAGUAUCCUUCACAGCUCCCAUCUCUCAGCGUCAUCCUCAUAUUCAUGGAUGAAGCUCUGUCUGUCAUCCAGCGAGCCAUCACCAGCAUCAUCCAGCGGACCCCCCCUCAAUUGUUGAAAGAGAUCAUCUUAGUGGAUGAUUUUAGCUCAAAUGGAGAAUUAAAGGCAGACUUGGAUGAGAGGAUUAAGCUUUACAACCGAAAGUCUCCAGGACUCCUGAAGAUAAUACGGCAUACCGAGAGAAGAGGUCUGGCUGCAGCUCGAAACACCGGCAGGGAGGUGGCCACGGCCGAUGUGGUUGCCAUCUUGGAUGCUCACAUUGAAGUGAAUGUUGGGUGGGCAGAGCCCAUCUUGGCUCGGAUUCAGGAAGACCGCACUGUGAUCGUGUCUCCCGUGUUUGACAACAUUCUUUUUGACACCUUUGAACUGAUUCAGUAUGCACUAGCGGUUGACGGGUUUGAUUGGGAACUCUGGUGCCGCUAUGAUGCACUGCCGAAAGCCUGGGUUGAUCUCCAUGAUGUCACUGCUCCUGUGAGAAGUCCUUCCAUCAUGGGCAUCCUGGCUGCCAAUAGGCUCUUCUUGGAAGAAAUUGGCUCUCUGGAUGGUGGGAUGCUGACCUAUGGAGGAGAGAAUGUGGAACUUAGCCUGAGGGUGUGGCAAUGUGGAGGUAGCAUUGAGGUCUUGCCCUGCUCCCGAGUUGCCCACCUGGAGAGACACCACAAGCCCUACUCCUUAGAUCUGAGAAUUCCUUUGAAGCGGAACGCCCUGAGAGUGGCUGAAAUCUGGAUGGACGAGUACAAAGACAUGGUCUAUAUGGCCUGGAACAUACCUCUGCAGAACUCUGGAAUCGAUUUUGGAGACAUUUCUUCCAGAAUGGCACUCCGGAAGAAACUGAAAUGCAAAACUUUCGACUGGUAUCUGAAAAAUGUUUAUCCUCUUCUGAAACCAGUCCGCAGCGUUGUGGCCUAUGGAAGAAUGAAAAACACGUUGGAUGAACGCAUCUGCCUGGACCAGGGAGCUGUUCCAGGCAACACCCCCAUCAUGCAUCACUGCCAUCAAUACAGUUCCCAGAACGUCUACUAUCACCUAACCGGGGAACUCUAUGUGGGACCACUGAUUGCACAGAGAGACGCUGAUGAUCGCUGCCUGACAGACCCCGGCAAAGGGGAGAAGCCCACUCUAGAGCCAUGUUCCAAGGCGGUUAAAGAUAGACUGAACAUACACUGGGAUUUUAAACCGGGCAGAGCCGUUAUCAACAGAGCCACCAAACGAUGUCUGGAGAUGAAGAAGAACAUUUGGGGUGGCUACAUGCUUGUUCUCCAGGCCUGCACUGCGCAAGUGUGGACAAUCCAGUACACUGUCCGAAACUGGGGGUCAGACUAAGGUCCAGGGAUGCUCGGAGAGCCUGGGUUCUUGCCACAGCUCCCAAUGCUGCUCAAAACAGAGAAAGGAGGAGAGAAAGUGUGUGUGCAUGUGUGUGUGUGUGUGUUUACUGUAACUUCAGCUAGUACUCCUGAAAGGGGCAAAUCAACCAGUAAUCUUUAAAAAAAAAAAGCCCUCCAUCCAGCCAGCCCCGCACACCACAGCAGGUUUCUUUGGAAAUACCCAUCUCUCCCACAGGGUAGGGGGGGACACACCUAACUAGCCAGUCCCACUCUGCCCAGUGCAUGAAAAUGGUGGAAAAAAAUCCAAGCCCUUAAGGGUCUUUCUCUAAGGAGCUUAUCACAUUUAAUAGGCUUGACUACUUGUUUCCUGCUACUAUAUUUGAAAAUUAUGGAGAAAAGGAGGCUUGAAACAGAGGGGCAUCACUUAUUGGGACACAAAGAAGGGAUUGUAGGCAAAUAACUAAGACCAGAGGAUCCUUGCUGCAGCCCAUUGGAUAAAUCCUUUCCUAUAGGUGGUGAGUUAGGCGGAUCUGUCAGGGGUAUCAGCUUCCAUGAGGUCUUAGAGGCUGGUGGGGGUGGGCGUCGGGGUGGGAGAAGUAGAACGCGCUGUGAGUGCUAUGUUGCUGGGUUUGCCUUUCAAGGGCAUCCUUUUAUCUUUUCAUGUCAGGGUUACCUGGGUGUGAUUCUGGGAAUCAUCGGGCUUCCUUUAAGCAUUAGGCAGACAAGACACUGAUAAUUUAGCACAGAAUUAAAUCAGCUCAGAUUUUUUCAAGUAACUUUUUUAUAAACGUACAAGUCAUACAUGUACAGCUUGAUAAAAUGUUUGCAGUGACCAUAUCAAUAUCAAGGACUAAACUGUUACCGCAAUCAGAGAUUUUAUGAUGAAAAAAAUGAAGAGGAUAAAUGUGAAGCAAAUGUAUAACUUCUAGCUUCUGCCCAGCACUUUGAAAGGAAAAUUCAAUUCAUAGCCAAGUUUUUUUUUUUUUAAAGCAUGUGCCUAAUAGAAAAAUGGGCAAAAGUCACAAUAUUCUUAAAAGAAAAAAUGUUUAACCUCACAAGUUAAAACUGUACUGAAAUCAUUUUUCACUUAAUGGUGAAAAUUUUAAAGUAUAAUGGCACAUUCUGGUCAGCAGGACUGGGGAAGUAGGCAAUCUCAUGUUUCGAUGGUAGGGAUGAAAACUGGUACAAUGCUUUUGGGGGGAUGUUUGGCAUUAUCUAAAAAUAUUAUAUGUGUACUUUCUAUUUGUGCCACUAAUUGCACCUCUAGAAAUUCAUAACUCCAAAAACAAGAAAAUAAUUAUGUACAAAAUAAUUCCUUGCAGUGUUGAUUGCAGUCGUAAAAUGUUGGAAACAAACCAUAUACUCAAACAUCAGAGAGUGGUCCACCUAGUGGGGUGCAACUAUAAGAAAGAAUGAGGGCCAUUUUUUGAAUGGAUAUGGAGUGAUUUCCAGUGUGAAAGAGGAAAAGCAGCCUCUAAAGUUAUGUGCCUUUUAGGCCAGGCUUCCCUUUCCUUCACUAACUCCUGGAGUUUGCACAACUCAUGCCCAUCGAGUCAAUGGUGCCAUCCAAACAUCUCAUUCUCUGCUGCCCCCUUCUCCUUCUGCCCUAGUCUUUCGCAGCAUCAGGGGCUUGGUCUUUUUCCCAAAAUACAGAGCCUGAUUCUAUAAUCUUCAGGGAAUAUCACUUAAACCCAAGCCGAGGGACAUUCUUCAAAAUAAAUGGUCUUUAUAUUUCGUGACGUCAGUCAUAAAGAACAAAGACCAACUGAGGAACUGCCCCAGAGUAAAGGAGAUUAAAGCGACAGGACAGGCCUCUCUUGUUUGCACCUCCUGCUGCUCCUGGAUUCUGGCACUUUUCCAAAGAAAGAUGGGCCUGAGACUCUGAUCAGGUGUCCGGGCCUUUUCUCCAGGCCCCAGCUGUCAUCCACAGCAGCCUUGAGCAUCCCAGUGCUCUUUAGGACAAGCAUCUUCCUCAUCUGUGCAAAACCUGAGAUAAAGGGCCAAGGUCUGGGUCAUAACAAACUGAGAUUCUACCAGUUCCAAAGUUAAUCUCCUCAACAGUCACUUUAUUUUCCUUGCAAUCCAUUUUUACAAUAGGAAAUGUGCUUUUAGCUAAUUUCCUAAUUUUAAGGAAAUUUGUAAGGUCCUUUUCUUAAAAAAAAUAAAUUUAUCUUCGGUGUGCUGGGUCCUCCUGUGGCCUGUGGGCUUUCUCUCGUUGCGGAAGCAGGGGAUACUCUCUAAUUGCUGUGUGUAGGCUUCUCAUUGCAGUGGCUUCUCUCAUUGCGGUUCAUGGUCUCCAGAGGGCAGGCUCAGUAGUUGUGGCAUACAGGCUUCGUUGCCCUGUGACAUGUGGGAUCUUCCCAGACUCAGGGAUUGAACCAGUGUUCCCUGCAUUGCAAGGCAGAUUCUUAACCACUGGACCACCAGGGAAGCCCCAUAAAGUCCUUUUAUAAAGAUUAGGUGGAAUAGAGUUAGGCCAGUAACGUCCUGGCAAAGAUUGAAGGCAGGAGGAGAAGGGGACGACAGAGGAUGAGAUGGUUGGAUGGCAUCACCAACUCAAUGGACAUGAGUUCAAGUAAGCUCCAGGAGUUGGUGAUGGACAGGGAGGCCUGGCCGGCUGCAUUGUCCAUGGGGUUGCAAAGAGUUGGACAUGACUGAGUGACUGAAUUGAACUGAGUAAUGUCCUCGUGAAAAAUUAUCACUAGAACUGGUGAAUAAAUCAGCUUCUCAUGACUUUAAGUUGUUAUAUUUUAAAAAACAUGGCUUGUUCCCCUGCCACAAACAUUUUGACAAGUAUAGUUCAAAGAGCAAACCUGUGUCAGGAUUUCAAGUCUACUGUCCUUGAAACUAUAAAAAUCAAAUCUCUCAAUACUACGAGAAAAUUGUUUGGUCUUCCUAACAAAGAGCUUUAGGCAAAAACUCAACUUUAUGACAAAGAAGAAAUAGGUGUGGUUUUCAUUUUAUUUACUAUAAACCGUUGUGUCAGCAUUUCCCUAAUAUUUUCCUUCUUUCUUUGACAAGUCAUCACAGUUAAGUCAGGACUUGUCUUUUCCAAGUACCUUGUCAGUCUUCUUCAUUCUUUGAAUUUUCUUCACUAGCUACUAAAUGAAGCUGGGGGCUGCUGUUUCUAUGUUUUCCAUUGUUGUUUAGUUGCUAAGUCAUGUCCGACUCUAUGUGACCCCAUGGACUAUAGCCCACCAGGCCCCUCUGUCCAUGGGAUUCUCCAGGCAAAAAUACUGGAGUGGGUUGCCAUUUGCUUCUCAGGGGAUCUUCCUGACCCAGGGAUUGAACCUGGGUUUCCUGCCCUGGCAGGCAGAGUCUUUACCACUGAGCCACCAGGAAAGCCAAUAUGUUUUCUAGCCAAGGCUAAAUUGAAGAAGACAGGCUUAUGGGUUCCUGUUUUCACAGGUGAUUUGUCCUGAGGCUGGACUGCAGCCCCAAGUCCCAGUUCCUCCCCUACCCCAUCAAGCUACCUACUUCCCUUCCAGGGGCCCUGCUGAUGGCCCAUCCCCACCAGACCUGCAGCUCAAACUUGGAAGAAUUGCUUGGGAAAUUUCUGUGUUUUUCCAAAUUUCAAAUUUCGAGGAAAACCAGUGGAGAAGUUAGGAAAACAAGAAAAAAUUAUUAUUCUCUUUUGAGAAUGAAAACUUUGCGAGUAACACAGAGAUGUUACUGCUCUGAAGGAAUCCACUGAAGUGUGAUGGAACAUGAGUGCAGGAGAUGCUGACACAGAGUCCAAGGUUAAGGGUGAUAGUUUUGGAAACCAGGACAGGAACACCCGGAAGAAAAGCAGUGAUGAUUAACCAGUUGAUCUUCCAAGCUGUAGCUACAGCCAUGUUAUAAGUGUGUGUCUAUGACCUGCCUGUCUCUAAUGGUGAGUGACUGUUGCAAAUAAAAUAAUAACUAAUACAUUUUAUUAAUUUAUUAAUACAUUUUGUGCAUUGUAUGCUUUCCACGAAUCUUAUGAAUGGUGUUCCAAGAAAUAAUAAAUUUUGGAAGCAAAACACGUUUUAAAAAGAG
Messenger RNA from Cervus elaphus (red deer), 6185 nucleotides. RefSeq names its product polypeptide N-acetylgalactosaminyltransferase 8 (gene GALNT8). Gene Ontology annotation, cellular component: Golgi apparatus. The transcript has 11 exons. The record is from RefSeq and is a predicted model, not a curated record. NCBI's taxonomy places the organism in Eukaryota, Metazoa, Chordata, Mammalia, Artiodactyla, Cervidae. The annotation marks the transcript as partial.